This is a messenger RNA of Ruditapes philippinarum (Manila clam), 840 nucleotides long. Its product is annotated as zinc finger protein 492-like. Bases 1 to 840 code for a protein of 279 amino acids. The record is from RefSeq and is a predicted model, not a curated record. The transcript is spliced from 2 exons. Lineage: Eukaryota; Metazoa; Mollusca; Bivalvia; Venerida; Veneridae. Gene Ontology annotation, biological process: regulation of transcription by RNA polymerase II. Gene Ontology annotation, molecular function: DNA-binding transcription factor activity; RNA polymerase II cis-regulatory region sequence-specific DNA binding.
AUGCAUAUGGCAAUACACACAGGAGAGAAGAAUUAUAAAUGUGAAAUGUGUGACACAGCAUUUGCAGAUAAAAGUGCUCUUAAAACUCAUAUGACAUUGCACACUGGAGAGAAGAAAUUUAAAUGUGAAAUAUGUAAAAAAGCAUUUGCUCGCAAUAGCCAUCUGAAAUCACAUAUGGCAGUACACACAGGAGAGAAAAAUUAUAAACGUGAAAUGUGUGACAAAGCAUUUGCAGAUAAAAGUACUCUUAAAACUCAUAUGACAGUGCACACAAGAGAGAAGAAAUUUAAAUGUGAAAUAUGUGACAAAGCAUUUGCUCAGAAAUAUAAUCUUAAAUCUCAUAUGGUAGUGCACACGGGAGAGAAGAAUUACAAAUGCCAAAUAUGUGACAAAACAUUUGCUCAUAAAGUUACUCUUAAAUCUCAUUUAGAAGUACAUUUAGGACAGAAGAAACAGAAGAAUUAUAAAUGUGGAAUAUGUGACAAAGUAUUUGCUCAUAAAGUUACUUUAAAAACUCAUAUAGAAGUACAUUUACAUGGGAAGAAAUAUAAAUGUGGAAUAUGUGACAAAGCAUUUGCAGUUAAAAGUACUCUUAAAACUCAUAUAGAAGUACAUUCAAGAGAGAAGAAUUAUGAAUGUGGAAUAUGUGACAAAGUAUUUGCUCGCAAUAGCCAUCUAAAAAGUCAUAUGGCAGUACACACGGGAGAGAAGAAUUAUGAAUUGCACACAGGAGAGAAGAAUUAUAAAUGCGAAAUUUGUGACAAAACAUUUGCUCAGAAAAGUACUCUUAAAACUCAUAUAGAAGUACACUUAACACAGAAGAAACAGAAUAAUUAUUAA